This is a messenger RNA of Ceraceosorus bombacis, 3406 nucleotides long. The record is from the annotation of a GenBank genome assembly. Lineage: Eukaryota; Fungi; Basidiomycota; Exobasidiomycetes; Ceraceosorales; Ceraceosoraceae.
AUGCUCACAGUUCAAAGACCCGCGGCACGGUCCAGAGGAGCUCUCCUGAACCUGCUCUCUGCUGGGGCUACUCCCGGAGGCUCGAUCUCUGCUCGCACACAUGCCGUGUGCCCUUAUUGUCCCCCCUCAGCCGUCAUCAAGCGUCAUGCAAAUCUGCCUCUGUGCAGUUCGCCCCACUAUUCAGCUUUCUCAACCACAGCCUCGCAAAGCGACGAGCAGAGAUCUCCAAAUACGGGCGGCAGACUGGGCGCUGAUGUCUCCAGCUCGGGCGUCAAUAUGGGCAUAGGCAUUGGCAGCAGCGCUCCUCCAGGCGGGUUUGUCAGCAAGAAAAGGCAGCCCAUCCCCGCUCGUCCGACAGAGAGGCCCAAGGAAGAAAGCUCGCCCGCUCCAUCAAGCCAAAGACCGCCUUUCUCGAGAGAGCGGUCGGCGUCUCAACCCCGAGCACCGCAUCAAUCUAGUGGCGGCCAGCAAGGGCAGCAAAGGCGACCGCGCGAAGUGGGUCGUAGCGAUCAGAGAUGGAAUGGUCAGCCGAGGGGCAGCUCGUCAAGUCAAGGUCAAGCCGCUGUCAAUGUUGACGGGGUGACGCCGGGCAAACGCCUACCUCCUCAUCUACAACCGCGUAGAAGCCACGGCUCAGAGUUUGGAGACAGAAGUCGGGGUCCACGAGAACACUCAGACCAGCGCUACCAGCGGUCGUCUCGGACAGAUGCAGGGCGAGUUCGACCGGAUCUUGAUCGAAGCAGGCCGCCGGCCGGGCCAAGGCUCGGUAGCAGCCCACAAUAUGGCAUGGAGAAUGCGCAAACGCGACGAAGGGACCAGGGCGCCAACAGCGCGAGGGAGAGAGAAUACGACAAUAGCACUGCGGAGCGGGACCAUCGUGAUUUGGAUGGAAGUUUGGUCGGGACUGCAGAGGCAGAUGAGGGCCAGACCCUAGAGAAUGCUGAACUAUCCAUCGGAAGUCAAGCGCAGGGGAGAAUCGCUGCGCGAAUGGCGGAGCAACAGCGCAAAUCAGGAUCGGACCGCUCCCCUUCAUACAAAUUGCGAAGAGAGCGCGAAGAGCUGGAGCGAGAGCAGCAGCAACAAUUGAAGGAUUUGGAGGCGCGGGCCCAAAUGCGAGCCGGCAAAGCCGACAAACGAGUCGUCUCGGCUGAGCCGAUCCGCACGGAGCUUGGCCUGCCUGCAUUCAUGACUGUUUCGAGCUUGGCAAAAGCGAUUGGCACAAGGAUGCGACUUUUGCAAAACAACAUGACCGCUGCCGGGUAUGAAGACACCAGGCCGGACCUGCUCUUGCCUUUCGAUGACGCUGCCCUGCUCGUCUCAGAGUAUGGCUUGACGGCAGUGCCACUGAACUCCCAGUCGGACGCCUUUGACAUCUACCCAUCACCGCCAUUGCCAGAAGAUCAGCGAGCUCAGACACCUCUCAGACCUCCCGUCGUCACUAUCAUGGGACACGUCGAUCACGGAAAGACGACGUUACUAGACAAGCUGCGAAGCGCGAGCGUGGCUGCUGGCGAGGCUGGCGGCAUCACGCAGCACAUUGGCGCAUUCAGCGUGCCCGUAAGCCAACGUCAAGGGUCGAGCAGCAGCGGUGGUGUCGAUACAGUCACUUUUCUGGACACACCCGGACAUGCUGCAUUCUCGGCCAUGAGGGGCAGAGGCGCAGCAGUCACCGACAUUGUCGUGCUUGUGGUUGCGGCGGAUGAUGGCGUCAUGCCACAGACUAAAGAAGUUAUUCAGCUUGUCGAGUCGCUGCGCGAGGAAGAAGCAGCGACGUCUGCACGGCGACGCAAAGUCCAAAAUGCAGAUGUAGACCAGCAAGCUGCAAGCAAGAAAGAAGAGGAGGUCGAAGAAUCGACCGAGCGACCGACUGGCUUGCAGCUCGUUGUCGCACUCAACAAGACUGACAAGACCGAUGCAAAUGUAGAGCGAGUCAAGAGCGAAUUGAUGUCGAACGGUGUGCACCUCGAGGAAUAUGGCGGUGAAGUGCCCUGCGUGGAAGUAUCAGGAAAGACGGGGGCUGGUCUCCCACUCCUGGAGGAGACUUUAGCCGCGCUGGCGGAGAUGGCGGAUCUCAGGGCCGAACGCGACGGCAUUCCCGCAGAAGGAUGGGUCGUAGAGUCGCGCACCGACAAAGGACGAGGAAACACCGCAACUGUUCUGGUGAAGCGCGGCAGCCUACGAACCGGGGACUUUGUCAUAGCAGGACAAAGCUGGGCUCGUGUUCGUGCUCUGCUGGACUCUGCAGGAAAGCCAACGAAGAAGCCAGCUUUCCCUGGAGAUGCGGUGGUAGUCACCGGAUGGCGAACGCUUCCGAGCGCUGGGGAUGAGGUUUUGGGUGUAGUGGACGCUUCCGACGGUAGCUCUAACGCCGAGACGCUCGCGAAGCGCGCAGUAGAGACCCGCCAGGCCAUCGAGGAGAGGCGCAAGCUGAUCAAGGAGGCAGAAGGUAUCAACGACGCUCGACGUCUGCGUGCGGAAGAGGAGGAGGCGCAAGCUAGAGCAGCGUACGAAGAGAGAGCAGCGCGAAGACAAGCAAGAUUGGAGGCUUCUGAGCUUGGUCUGACUGCCGAGGAGUACGCAAAGCAAGCGCAACAGGCUCUGGACAAGGCAAAGGCAGCAGGAAAAGAAGCUCUGCCAAAAGAUGAGGUUGAAAGCGAAAAGAAGGAACUUCGACUCAUCGUCCGCGCCGAUUUCUCUGGUACUGUUGAGGCUGUCGUUGGUGCCAUUUCAGGCAUCGGCAAUACAGAAGUAGGCGUCAAGAUCAUAGCGCAGGGCGUUGGUGAUCCUACCGACGGAGACUUGGCCUUAGCUCAAGCAGUGCAAGGUGAGUCAAGAGUGCAUGAGCACUCAUUGCCAAUGCCUGACAUUCGUCUCGCUCACAACUCGUACUCCCGCGCUGCCUUCUAUAGGUCAUAUUCUUGCAUUUAACGUCAAGGCGUCGAAAGCCAUGCAGAACGCUGCUGCGAAGAGUAGUGUCAAGAUUCAGGCAGAUGACGUCAUCUAUCGCCUCAUGUCCUGGGUGUCGGCAGAAGCCUCUGCAUUGCUACCGCCAAGGAUAGAGACGCGCGUGACGGGCGAAGCCAUCAUUGCGCAGAUCUUUAGCAUCGCUGGCAAUCGUCGAACGGCCAGGAACAUCGCGGGUUGCAGAGUCACGAAUGGAAGCAUAACCGCCAACACUCUUGUACGCGUCAUGAGAGAGAGGGGUGGUCGAAAGCAGGACGAAGAGGAGGAUAGGAAAGUGCUUUGGCAGGGAAAGCUGCAAGAGCUCAAGCAUGGCAAGCGCGAAGUUGAUGAGAUCAGGAAGGGCACAGAGUGCGGGAUGAGCUUUGGCGACGCUUUCCAAGACUUCAAGGAGGGCGACAUCAUACAGGCUAUCAAAGAGGUCGAAGUCAGUAGGACUCUCUAG